CUACCUUGGGCAUCCUUUCAAACUGCUGCUGGCUGUCUUCUUUCAACCGUGCUGGGAACAUGGGAGCUUCUGUGCCCUUACUGACAGGCUGGAUACCACUGUGGGAUCCCACUGAAACGUGUCCGUUCUUCUCUCAAAUUCUGGGGUUUCUGCAAGUCAUCUGAGCCAAGGUCCCUUCUGAAACACUCUCUCUCUCUUCCCCCCACUCUUAAGGAUACUGAUUGGGAUUUAUUUUGUGUUUUUUUUUCCAUCUCAGAUAUUGCUAUACAUACUGGUUUCUUAUCAUCACCUGCCAUGGUUAACUUUCCUGUGACUCGGUUUAACUCUUGAGAUCUACAUGGAUAUUGCUAAGAGCACUUUUCUUCCCUCUCACGUACCUUUCUGGGGUUGGAUUUGCUAUUAAUUGGACUCUGUGUGCCUGCGCGUGUGUUCUGAUUGCUUUGACAAUUUGCUUUUCUUGACAAGAACUAUGCAUUAACUGUAACCAAGACCUGUGAAUAAUCAUAGGCUUGGCAUGACCUUGAUUUUUGGGGCUUUGCUGGAAGAUCUGAUGAUGUGAUUGCAUUUCACAAGGCGAUUGCUCUCCAUCCACUGUUUAAGCCACUUUUCCAGCUUCUGUGACACAGUCACUUAUGGACAAAUCUGACUUUUUUUUUAAAUAAGCCCCCUGGUGUUUUCCUUUUCCUGUUACAUGGUAGGAGCCUUAUUUUAUACUUUGAUGUGAUUUAUAGCCCUGCCUUUCUUUGUGGUUGAUUUUUGUUUGAAAAUACAAUGGCUCUGAGUGGAAACUGCAGGACUUACCUCCCUGCUAGAGAACAAGGGGCUGGUCUUCACUCUUUUCCUGAGGUGGUGGAGCUAAAUGUGGGUGGCCAAGUUUACUUCACUCGCCAUUCCACCCUGAUAGGCAUCCCCCACUCCUUGCUGUGGAAAAUGUUCACCCCGAAGAGAGACACAGCCAAUGAUCUAGCCAAGGACUCCAAAGGAAGGUUCUUCAUUGAUAGGGAUGGCUUUCUUUUCCGCUACAUUCUGGACUAUCUCAGGGACAAGCAAGUGGUCCUGCCUGACCACUUCCCAGAGAAGGGAAGGCUCAAGAGGGAAGCUGAAUACUUCCAGCUCCCAGACUUGGUCAAACUCCUUACUCCUGAUGAUAUCAAGCAAAGCCCUGAUGACUAUUGCCACAGCGAUUACGAGGAGGUUUCCCAAAGCAGUGACACAAGAAUAUGCCCCCCAUCAUCGCUCUUACCUUCUGACCGAAAGUGGGGAUUCAUUACCAUUGGGUACAGGGGGUCAUGCACCAUCGGCAGAGAGAGCCAAGCUGAUGCCAAAUUCAGGAGAGUUCCACGGAUUUUGGUUUGUGGAAGGAUUGCUCUAGUCAAAGAGGUCUUUGGAGAAAGUUUGAAUGAGAGCAGAGACCCCGAUAGGGCUCCGGAAAGAUACACCUCCAGGUUCUAUCUCAAGUUCAAGCACCUAGAGAGGGCUUUUGACAUGCUGUCAGAAUGUGGAUUCCACAUGGUGGCCUGUAAUUCCUCAGUAACGGCUUCUUUUGUCAAUCAAUACACAGACGACAAGGUCUGGUCCAGCUAUACUGAAUACGUCUUCUACCGUAAGUACAAGCUAUUUGCAGUGCAAAAAUUAAUCAUCUGCUUAAAGUCGGUCUUUUUUCAUAUUUUUCUUGGUUUCAAAGCACGGGCAGACUUGAUUUUACUGUAUCUGUUGCUGACGGAAGUUGUCUUUUGA
Molecule: messenger RNA, 1737 nt
Organism: Gavialis gangeticus (Gharial)
Lineage: Eukaryota; Metazoa; Chordata; Crocodylia; Gavialidae
Gene: KCTD16
Product: potassium channel tetramerization domain containing 16
Exons: 2
Coding region: 772-1737 (321 amino acids)
Biological process (GO): regulation of G protein-coupled receptor signaling pathway; protein homooligomerization
Cellular component (GO): presynaptic membrane; postsynaptic membrane
Molecular function (GO): protein binding
Source: RefSeq, a predicted model, not a curated record